This is a messenger RNA of Linepithema humile (Argentine ant), 791 nucleotides long. The record is from RefSeq and is a predicted model, not a curated record. NCBI's taxonomy places the organism in Eukaryota, Metazoa, Arthropoda, Insecta, Hymenoptera, Formicidae.
UUUUGGUUCCUACUAGAUGGAGAAUUAUAGCGUAUAUAGUAUAGCUUAGUAUAAUAUGGCGUACAUGUGUAACAUGUCAAUUAUUUGGUCUAUUUUAAAGAUUGUCAGAAUUGUCAAUGCAAAUUGAAAUGUCAAAAUGCCUUGCUGCGUUGCAAUUAAUUGCAGCAACAGGUCCGAACAAGGAUAUAAACUGUUCAGAUUCCCAGAGGGUUCCCGGGGAGUAACGUGGGUGGAAAAUGUGCGGCGUGGAGAUAAGUGGGCACCAACGGAGACUUCGCGCUUGUGUGAGAAACAUUUUGAAGAUUCACAAUUUGAAGCCCGUCGAGCAGAUGGUUGGAAGAAAUUGAAGCCGAAUGCCAUCCCAACGUUAUUCGAUGUACCAAAUCCGCCGUCCAUCAUCAAUCCACUUCCGCGGAAAUCACUGUGCAAGAAUCGUAACAAUAAUGUUGCUCCUGUCCUUUCCGCAACAACAGUAAACGAAUUUGUACCGGCAGUUGAACAUAAUUAUUCAAUUCGACCUCAGGAAACACGGGAUGAAGCAAGCAAUUCUCGAUCCAUCGACGAAACAUUAGCUUUAUUUACUGAAAACCAGGCCAUGAAAGAGAAGCUAGAAAGAUGGCAUGCUAUUUUCAAAUUGUAUUCGUUUUACCCACAAGUUGCUGAAUAUUUGCAUAAAUACAAUGUCAAAUAAUGUAUUAUUUUAAUAAUGCAAACGAAUUGAAGUUAUCAAAAUGAAAUCAUGUGAAUGUGUUUGUAAGAUUGAAAUUAUAAAUUUAAAAUUGUAUAUAUAA